This is a messenger RNA of Amblyraja radiata (thorny skate), 4027 nucleotides long. RefSeq names its product mitochondrial calcium uniporter (gene mcu). The coding region runs from base 107 to 1138 and encodes 343 amino acids. Gene Ontology annotation, biological process: calcium import into the mitochondrion; mitochondrial calcium ion homeostasis. The transcript has 8 exons. Lineage: Eukaryota; Metazoa; Chordata; Chondrichthyes; Rajiformes; Rajidae. Gene Ontology annotation, cellular component: uniplex complex. Gene Ontology annotation, molecular function: calcium channel activity; uniporter activity. The record is from RefSeq and is a predicted model, not a curated record.
AUGGUGGCAGUGGGGAUCCGCCCUUUCCCCCAAUGCUUCCCAGCCCUGGCGUGGCCCCGACUGCCGCUGCGGAGCCACUUCGGGGGGAAUUGGCUACACUUCAGCGAUGGCGAUUGCGGCAAGGGCUCUACUUGCGGCCGCUCUGGGGAGCACUCGGGCAGCGGGUGGAGGAGGCGGCGGUGGCUUCAGCGGGCUGGCUCUCAGCAGACAGCGGCAACCACAGCGGACGGUGUGCCAGAGGUUUCCAGUGUGGAAUAAUCAGCGGGUGUUGUACUGUUCCAGUACCUCUCUACCUGCCAGCGAUGUAACUGUCGCCUACCAGAACGGGUUACCCGUUCUCUCUCUCAAUCUACCAUCGCGGCGAGAACGUUGUCAGUUCACCCUGAGGCCCAUCUCAGACUCUGUUGGGAUUUUCCUGAAACAGCUACAGGCGGAGGACAAGGGCAUUGACCGAGUGGCCAUCUACACUCCAGAUGGAAAUCGAAUAGCUGCAUCAACAGGAAUCGAUAUUCUACUUCUUGAUGACUUCAAGUUAGUGAUAAAUGAUGUGACACACCAUGUGCAGCCACCAAAGAGAGAGAAGCUGAGUCAUGAAAAUGCAACGUCAAUGAAUGAUGUUAAAAUCCUCGUGCAGCAUCUCUUCACCACCUUGCGCGUUGAGGAGCACCAGCUGAAAAAGGAACAGGAUCUGAAGAGGCGUGUGGAGAAUCUCAACGCUCAGAUUGAGCCGCUUGAGAAAGUCAAGUUGGAGUUGGACAGGAAGGCGGAGAAGCGAUCGACCUGGGUCCUGUGGGGCGGGAUGGCCUUCAUGGCCACCCAGUUUGGGAUCCUGGCACGCCUCACCUGGUGGGAAUAUUCCUGGGACAUAAUGGAACCGGUCACCUACUUUAUCACUUACGGCAGCGCAAUGGCGAUGUACGCAUAUUUCGUCAUCACACGGCAGGAGUACAUUUACCCUGACGCCAGAGAUAGACAAUACUUGCAUUUCUUCCACAAAGGAGCCAAAAAGACGAAAUUUGACAUUGAAAAAUACAACAGACUCAAGGACGACAUUGCUCAGGCCGAGUUGGACUUGAAGCGUCUCCGAGAUCCACUCCAGCUCCAUCUCCCCAUCCAGCCCGUCAGUGACCAAGAGUGAGGAAUGCCAGAGGUGACGCCCCCACCCCCACCCCCUACCCCCACCCCCACCCUGUCCCCGCCACUCCCACCCACCAACCCGAGGAAUGUCUGGACACGCUAACACCACGGCGCUCUUCACCUGAUCAACAACCAAACCUCUGCGGGUCCUCGAGAUCCUACUGGCAGUGGGGAAGGAGUUUGAAAUCAUGUUGAGAUGUGCAUCGGGUACAUUGGGGAAUCUGAUCAUGCAGAACGGACAGUAUGCAUCUCCAACUGAUGGCGCCAGGGCAGAUUGGGAUGCACGUUUCCUCUGUUUUUUUUAAAAGAAUACAUUUAUUGACACCAUUUAUUUUACUGUUUUAUUCUGAUUUUGUGCAGAUUUUACAAACUAUCAAUUCAUUUGACAUUGCUGCACUCAAUGACUAUGAUUAAGGGGAGAAUUGUUGUACGAAUGAGCUGUGUAACUCUGACAAUAAAUAACUACCACAACUGUUUUGGAACUAAUUGGGUCUUGCAUUUGGUCACUGGGUUAAAUGGUUUUGUUCUUCUGGUUUCAUGGACUAUUGGUACAGAAAGGUGUGUUUUGUUUUUUUUUAACCUGGGUUUGUCUGCUCUUCAUGGGUGAUUCUGGAGAUGCCGCAUCAAUGCAUUUCUCCUUGUGAAAGUUGUGUCUGUCCUUUCCCAGUGAGAUCCAGGGCUUGUAGCUGUUUUAGCACACAGGCAGUGAAUACCUCCAAGAGGUCAUGAUGUGUUCUUGAACCUUAAGCAAUGAUUUACUCUGAAUGGAAUGAAUCUUAUUAAACUUGUUAAUUUCCCCCUUUACACAUCCCUGCUUCACAGCAAGUUGUUUAAGAAGGAACUGCAGAUGCUGGAAAAUCGAAGGUAGACAAAAGCGCUGGAGAAACUCAGCGGGUGCGGCAGCAUCUAUGGAGCGAAGGAAAUAGGCAACGUUUCGGGUUUCGGCCCGAAACGUUGCCUAUUUCCCUUCGCUCCAUAGAUGCUGCCGCACCCGCUGAGUUUCCCCAGCACUUUUGUCUACCUGUUUCACAGCAAGUUGCUUCUCACACCUCCAAUGUACAACUCUUUAAUUUGGCCCAGCGGAUGUGGGUCGCAGGAACAAGUCUUUCGAAUGUGACACAUUGUUCAGGCCAGCAGUGGCCAGCUAAAUGAGGAAUGGUGCAGAAAAUUUAAGCUGCAGUUAUACCUCUGUAUACAUCUCCCGACUCAAAAUGUUUGCUUAGGUCAAAUGCAUUUAUUUUUAAUUAAACGGAUAAUGAGCCCCUUUGAAGAGGUAUUUGUUGUCUGCUGUCUUAUUUUUCCACACACAAAGAACAGAAGAUGUCACUGUUAACUGUACUUGUUAAAAUUUGCAGAGGAGCCAACCCCUUGGGGAGUUUGUAUAUUAACACACUAGCUCUUUGAACGGGGAGCUAGAUUCACUAGGCAGCCUAUAGUGAGUGAAGAGUGAUCCAUAUAGAAUGCAUGAUGCAUUACUGUUACUGUAGGAGUUGCACCAUGGAAGUAUGUUGCAUGAUUUCCCUGUUAGACAGGGAUUCAAAUACCUCUGAGCUGUAUUGCGACAACUGAGUCGCAAUUGCAUGUUCUCUUUAUAAUAUUUGUACAGACAGGAAUAUCUUGUCGAUCACUGUGACUUUUAAGGUUGUUACCAAAAUGGGAACCAUGAAAGCCUAAGUUGUAUACAACACUACUGAAGAUCAUGUGGGUAUCAUUCUGGAUGGGCCUAUUUAGAUAAUGCUAGGUAGUUUGAUCUCAUCCAUAUCAAAUAUGUGGCAUGAUUUUUCAGGCAGAUUACACAGGCGGUAAAUGCUUUUUGCGAACUUAAGUACUGUACUCAUGAAUUCUGCGCAAGAAUAUUGAAGGUAAUAAUGUUUUUUUUCAGGAGCAUUGUAGAUGUAAAUGGUGCGUUGGUGGCUUUAUGCAGCAGCACACCAAUCUUCUCCUUGUUAGCAGAAGAACAGCAAUACAAAAGCCAAAUGCUGUUAGUAGAUGGAAAUCUGGAAAGCAGAUAUUCUGCAAGUCACCAGUGGAGAGAGAAGUAGAGUGAAGAAUAUCAGGUCAAUGCUUUUGAGCUAACGAAUCUAUAACUGAGUGUUGACUUAGCAAACUGCAACACUGACCCAGCUAAAAGAGCAAUGCCAGGACACACAGCCAGUUUCCAUUAUGCCCACUCCCUGCGAAUAGAAUGUGCACCUAGGUCUCCAGGGGUGAAGGGCAGUGAUUGAGACCAGUGCCUUAGCUUCACCACCCAGCCUGAGGAACCCUGAGUGAAUGUGAUGCACUGAUUGUAUCAAAUGCAUGAACCAGGCCCUGGGAAACUGUCGUAAAGUGCAUGGGAGUAAAAACCCUUUGGAGGGCAUAAAUGCAGAAGCCCAAAGGGCUAUUGGGGCAUGGCUGUCUUUUUAUUUUUAAAAGAGUGCCGUAGACAAGUUGAAGGUCUCGCAGGCGUUCAUUUAAUGUGGCUGUAUGCAUUUUAUAUACGUGUGCAAGAGAAAUAUAAUAGCACAGAUGGUGUUUCAUACAUGUGGGUGUACUUGGAAAUCUGUGCACCAUUUUGCCAUAUGUGGCAAGAUAUGACAUUAUUGGACCUCUGCCCUUACUGGACACAGCAAGGUAUCAGGGAUGUUCACACAAGUGGCACAGGAGGAUUUGGCUGAAUUCCCACUACAUUCAGCACCAUACUUGAAUUUCCAGUUCCUUACAGGGGGGGGUUUAAUUUGUUUGUAGCUUUUAGAAUACUCCUGUGUUUUCUAUCAUGUAACACUUGCAGAGAUGCUCUUGUGUAACUUUCUAAUGCUGAAUAUUAUGAAGCAAAAUCUUAGGAAUGUAUCAAACCACAGACCAUUUCUUAAUUGACACUGUUUACUGAAUAAAUUGCAAAAAGAAAACC